Messenger RNA from Elgaria multicarinata webbii, 1358 nucleotides. RefSeq names its product C2 calcium-dependent domain-containing protein 4C-like. The transcript has a single exon. The record is from RefSeq and is a predicted model, not a curated record. NCBI's taxonomy places the organism in Eukaryota, Metazoa, Chordata, Lepidosauria, Squamata, Anguidae. Bases 1 to 1311 code for a protein of 436 amino acids.
AUGUGGUUUCUGGAGAAAGUCCGGGCAUCCCCGGGGGAUGCUAGCCCCCUGUUUCUGGGCUUGCCCCCUGGCCACCCAGGCCCCGACAAAGGCAAGGCCGGGGUCACGCCAGCUGCCUCUUUUGCCAACGUCUUAACCCCAGACCGGAUCCCCGAGUUCUGUAUCCCGCCCAGGCUGCCCAACCCCCCUCCGGCCAAGAGCCCCAGCGCCGGUUUCCAGCCGCACCGCUGCCUCACUGAGCCGGGCUUGCAGCAGGCCGCCUCCUCUGCCACGGACGGCAGCCUGUUCCAGUUCCUGCCCCAUCUCAUCCAGGUGGAGAGCGUGGAGGAGAUCGUGGAGGACCCGGAAGAAGAGAGCACCAACUCCGACCCCCGCUCCCAGGCGGCCCUGUCCCUGCCUCACUUCCCCAAAGCGCAGACCUCCUACGGCUUCUGCACCUUGCUGGAGAGCCCCCACACGCGCCGGAAAGAGUCCAUCUUCCACAGCAGGGCCUCGACCGGCUCCCUGCCCUGCCUCGCCUUGCCCCGGUCCAGAGCCAGCAGCUACAGCGGCAGGGAGGCGGCCUCCAGCCCCAUCGCCAUCUGCUUGCGGAGCCGGCAGGGCGCCUGGGACAGCAGCGACAAUGCCUCCUCCUCCGCCGAGUCCUCCCCCUUCAGCUCCCCGCUCCUCGGCCGCUCGCCUCCCCGACCGGGCUCCCUCUUCAAAGCCCGCAGCCAAGACGGGCUGCUCUGCAAGGCGCUGAAGGCUGGCCGGCGAUCCGGCAUGGCCAGGGCCAACUCCUUGUCGACGGACGAGGCCAGCUCCACCGACAGCAGCCCCAACGCCACCCGGCGCUCGUCGGAGUGUCUCCUGGACCCCUCGGCGUCCCGGGCUUACAGCCUGGCUCCUCUGCCCAUCUUCCCACUGGACCUGCCCUGCGGCCGAGAGAGGCUGGGGCAGGACAGCGCCGUCUUCAUGGACAAGGGGGGGCUGAUCCGGCUCUCUUCGGAGUACUGUCCGGAAAACCAGCAGCUUCGCAUCCGUCUGAUCAGUGUGGAGGGGCUGUACGGGGCCUCGGUGGACCCCAAGAGCAUUAACUGCUGCAUCACGUUUUCUCUCGUGCCCGGGAAGAUCCAGAAGCAGAGGAGCACGGCGAUCAAGCGCAGCCGCAACCCCAUCUUUAAUGAGGACUUUUUCUUUGUCGGCGUUUCCGAAGACGACCUCUGCGCGCUCUCCGUCAGGAUCAAGGCUGUGAAUAAGGGGUGCAACAUGAAAAGGGACGUCGUGUUGGGCGAAAGCCAAGUUGGCUUGACGCAUCUCUUAGCGGCAUGAAACUCUCGGCGAAUGGACGGAGUGUAUUUAUUUAUUAACUUUGGACU